AUGAAUGCUCAUGGAGCUGCUGUUUUCUCUCAACAGCUCGGAACCGUGGCAGCAGAAGCUUCCAAUUUCCUAAAGCACUUUGCAUCGGCAUCGACAACGAGAACGCCCAUCUCGAAACGAUUGUAUCAUGCACAACGACUUUCUAUUGGCAAUAUCCGGGGACCUAUCGGAAAGGCCGAUCUGGAUCGUGCAGUUGCUGAUGCGACCUUGUUGUUGAAGGCUCACCCUCGUAUUGCAACCAUGACAACAGCGACCAUGCAUCGAUCAUUUCAUUCAUCCGCUAGAGCUUCUUCAUCCGCCUUGGCUCGCUCCUUUCGAUUCGUAAAUCAUCGACGAUUGAUGAAGCUUGAACAAGACGCCAACAUGUUUGCACAGGAUCCAAGGCGGCAGGCCGCCUUGUACAAGGAAUGGUUACGAGCCAAGAAUCCACAAGCUGUGAUUGCACGCUUUGAAAGAGGCAACUUUGCACAUGACGAAGAGUGUUGGCAGUACUAUAUUGCAGCAUUGGCCCAGACUGGACAAACAGAAGCCAUCUUGCCAAGGAUUAUGCAAAAGCUAGAGACAUCUAUGGAAGGAGGAAUAGCAAAUGCUGCUAAUAAUGCUGAUCAUGCAAUUCCUGGCAAUGUAUUGCAAAAGUUGGUUGCUAGCAAGACAGGCAAACGAAUGGUAUCGGUGGAUGGUGUUGCUCUUCCUCAAGGUGCCGGCAGUAAGGAACAACCUAUUUAUGUCAUUGCAGAAGAAGCUCGCAAAUAUAUGGUUUGGCGUGCUGUACGAUGGGUCGGCGUGACAUUGACAUACGCAUUCUGUAUCUUGACAUUGUUGUCUUUGGUGUUUGAAAACUCGGGCCUGCUCAAGACAGCUUCUUCACAAAUGGAGUAUGAGCCAAGCAAUCAACAAGUUGUACGCUUCGAAGACGUUCAAGGUGUGGAUGAAGCCAAGGCCGAGUUGGAAGAGCUUGUGCAAUUUUUACGGGAUCCACAAAAGUUUACAGAGCUUGGUGGUAAACUUCCCAAAGGUGUGCUGCUUACAGGCCCCCCUGGUACUGGCAAAACAAUGCUUGCAAGAGCUGUAGCAGGUGAAGCUGGUGUCCCCUUCUUUUUCAUGAGCGGCAGUGAAUUCGAUGAAAUGUAUGUGGGCGUUGGUGCACGACGUGUACGAGAGCUUUUUGCUGCUGCACGAUCCAAGGCACCCAGUAUUGUUUUCAUUGAUGAGAUUGAUGCUAUUGGCUCCAAGCGUAAUCCAAAGGACCAAUCUUAUAUGCGACAAACAUUGAAUCAAUUGCUUGUGGAUCUUGAUGGAUUUUCUCAGACUGAGGGCGUCAUUUUUAUUGCUGCCACCAACUUUCCCGAGUUACUGGACAAGGCAUUAGUACGACCUGGACGCUUUGACCGCCACGUGAAUGUACCCCUUCCUGAUGUACGUGGUCGUAUUGAGAUUCUCAAGCAUCACACCAAGAACAUUCAAAUGGACAAUCAAGUGGAUGUUAGUGUGGUUGCUCGUGGCACACCUGGUUUCAGUGGUGCUGAUUUGGCCAACUUGGUCAAUCAAGCGGCAAUCAAGGCUACACAAGAAGGAUGUCGUGAAGUGACUUUGAAGCAUCUUGAAUAUGCCAAGGAUAAGAUCAUCAUGGGUGCUGAGCGACGAUCGGCAGUGAUUACAGAAGAGAGCAAAAAGCUUACAGCCUACCAUGAAGGUGGCCAUGCGCUCGUCGCAUAUUAUACCCCAGGUGCGAUGCCCUUGCACAAGGCCACAAUCAUGCCCCGAGGAUCAGCACUUGGUGUAACCGUACAAUUGCCAGAAAUGGACAAGGAUUCUUUUACGAAACGAGAGUAUCUUGCGCAAAUUGAUGUGUGCAUGGGUGGUCGUGUUGCAGAGGAAAUGGUGUUUGGUGCGGACAAUGUGACGAGCGGUGCCCAUAGCGACAUUGUCAAGGCAACGGAUGUGGCCAAGCGGAUGGUGCGUAAUUAUGGCAUGAGCGACAAGGUUGGACCCAUUAGUCAUGACGACGAGGAUAUGCAAUUGUUGAGUACGCCUACCCGUCAAGCCAUCGAAAGUGAAAUCAAGGAGCUUGUCGAGUUGUCAGAAAGACGUGCCAAGGAGAUCCUAUCUACGCAUCGAGAUGAACUUGAUCGACUCGCCAAGGCCCUUGUGGAGUACGAGACAUUGACAUAUGAAGAAAUUGUAGAUGUAUUGAAUGGAAAGCCAAUAACACGGUAG
Messenger RNA from Lichtheimia ornata, 2217 nucleotides. RefSeq lists its product as uncharacterized. NCBI's taxonomy places the organism in Eukaryota, Fungi, Mucoromycota, Mucoromycetes, Mucorales, Lichtheimiaceae. The record is from RefSeq and is a predicted model, not a curated record. Gene Ontology annotation, cellular component: mitochondrial inner membrane. The coding region runs from base 1 to 2217 and encodes 738 amino acids. Gene Ontology annotation, molecular function: metalloendopeptidase activity; ATP hydrolysis activity; ATP binding. Gene Ontology annotation, biological process: mitochondrion organization; protein quality control for misfolded or incompletely synthesized proteins. The transcript is spliced from 8 exons.